UAAAGCCCAGACUCCAACAGACUCGACGCGCGGUGCUCACGGUUGUGAAGCGUAUUCGGUUGCAUGAAGCCGGCAGGUCCCACCUAGCAGACAACGUAAAGGCUCCUUUUGAGCUGCGCAGCGAAAGGCGUGAUUUGACGCUUGGUAGCGGUUCAGGUUACCUGUAUCAACAAGGCUGCACAUCGACGCGACCACCGAUACAAGCGAGCUCUGGGAUCGAGCCAUCAUGCCUGUGGCCGCUACUAGCACUGAGCCUGCUGCUUCACAGGUUCUGGACACACUGAGCGAUAGCACCAGCUCCACCACAGCGAAUGAUCUCGAUCUAAUCUUCCUCAAGGGCAUCAUGGAAAGUCCAGUGAGUGCCGAGAGCCCAGAGGAGCCUCGGCUCGAGGCGGUGAGGGAUAAUAAUUUGGAGCUGGUGCAGGACAUCCUGCGGGAGCUGAGUCCGAUCACCCACCGCAGCAACACAGCUGCUGAGCUUUCGCGCAUCCUUAACCAGCCCCACUUCCAGUCUCUUCUGAAGACCCAUGACUCUGUGGCUUCUCGGACGUGUGAGACUCCGCCUCCUAGCCCAGGGGCUUUUAGGGAGGCCACAGUCGCUCUCCCGCCUGUCCCCGCAGAUGCUGUACGCAUGGUGGGCAUCCGCAAAGUGGCCGGAGAGCACCUGGGCAUCACCUUCCGGGUGGAGAACGGAGAGCUAGUGAUCGCCCGUAUCCUGCAUGGUGGGAUGAUUGACCAGCAAGGCCUCCUCCACGUGGGCGACAUCAUAAAGGAGGUGAACGGCAAAGAUGUUGGCGACGAUCCGCGGGCGCUGCAGGACGUGCUGCAGGAGGCCAGUGGAAGCGUGGUGCUUAAAGUUCUCCCCAGCUACCAGGAGCCCCAGCCUCCCAGACAAGUCUUCGUGAAGUGCCACUUUGACUAUGACCCGGUCAGUGACAACCUCAUUCCCUGCAAAGAGGCUGGCCUCCGCUUCUGUGCAGGAGACAUUUUGCAGAUCGUCAACCAGGAGGACGUCAACUGGUGGCAGGCUCAGAGGGUUGAAGGUGGUAGCGCUGGACUCAUCCCCAGUCAGCUGUUAGAGGAAAAGAGGAAAGCGUUUGUGAAGAGAGAUGUGGAGCUUCCACCUGCAGGCACUCUGUGUAGUGGCAUUGGAGGCAAGAAGAAGAAGAAAGUGAUGUAUUUGACCACCAAAAAUGCAGAGUUUGACAGGCACGAGCUGCUGAUCUAUGAGGAGGUUGCCAGGGUGCCUCCGUUUCGGAGGAAGACACUGGUACUGAUUGGUGCUCAGGGAGUGGGCCGGCGCAGUCUGAAGAACAAGCUGCUAGUGUCCGAUCCUCAGCACUAUGGAACCACCAUCCCCUAUACCUCUAGGAAGCCCAAGGCAGGUGACAGGGAGAAUAUGAUGUAUGCCUUCACGUCCAGGAGCAAGAUGGACAGCGACAUCAAGGCAGGCCGCUACCUGGAGCACGGCGAGUACGACGGCAACCUCUACGGCACCAAGAUCGACUCCAUUCACGAGGUGGUGGAGGCAGGACGCAUCUGCAUCCUGGACGUCAACCCACAGGCUCUGAAGGUCCUGAGGACGUCGGAGUUCCUGCCUUACGUGGUGUUCAUCGAGGCUCCAGAGUUCGAAGUGCUGAAGUCCAUGAACAGCUCAGGCGUGGAAUCAGGAGUAGCCACCACGCAGCUCACGGAUGCUGAGCUGAAGAGGACAGUUGAUGAGAGCACGAGGCUUAAGAGAACAUAUGGACACUACUUUGAUCUCAUCAUUGUAAACGAAAACCUGGAUGAGACCUAUCACAGUCUCAAAGCCUCCAUGAAGAAGCUGAAUGGCGCCCCCCAGUGGGUGCCUGUUAGCUGGGUGUUUUAAGCACCACACAUCAAAAGACAUAUAGGACGUGUGAAACCCUGAACGACAGAGCUUACCCAUUUUCGGUUAAUUUACAGUCGAAUUAAAUGUAUUUUAAUUUUUAAGACGAGGGUUUUCACAAGUUCAAAUGUGGUCCUGGUGGUGUGUGUGUGUGUUUGUGUGUGUCUGUAGUUUCUGCCCUCAUCCUGCGAUACACGUGUUUAUUGAGCGGCAAAGUGAUGUGUAGGAACAGGAUCGUAUAUUGUUUAAAUUACGCAAACCUGAACUCGAGCGCAUGUAAAGUUGCAUAUACUGGGGGAUACAUCGUUGAGUCUAGCAUGUUUCGCUGCACAGAUUAUGAGUCGUCCUGUUCUCCAGCUGUUUUAGUGGGACCAAACUGCACGUUUGGAUGGACAACGAAACACGCUCUUAAGACCUAAUCACUGGCGGUAGAAUGGCAGACUUGAAGUCUUACCACUUUCCCGCAAUAUCUCCACAGCAAAGGCAGUAGAUGCCGGUCCGACGUUUUCCUGCCAAAUUCUAUUUUUAUUACAAGGUUCUAUUUUGUAUGGACUCCCAGUGGCUUUUGUAAAGAUUUUCAUGCAUGUCACGCACGUAUAGCGGUUUUAUUAUAAUUUAUUUGGAGCAUAUUAGUAAUGGGUCCAUUUAUUCGUUCACAUAGUCUCGCUUUCAGAAUGAAAUCAUCGUACAUAGCAACUCAAAUGAGUGUACGUUUCCAGUAUGUCAAGUUAAAUGUGAGGAAAUCUCGAUCUAACGUCAAACACCCAAACGACCGCGUAAGUAGCGUACAACAGUGAGCAUGACGUCGUAUGCUGUGACGCUGUCCGUGACGUGUUCACCCAUCGCAUGGAUCUUGGUGGCUUUAACUCGUCCGUUCCUCUGCUAAGAUUCAUUAUGUGCUUGAUCGACUGACGGCAGGCAUGGCUAUUCAUUGGUAUGAUACACGUCUAUGAACCAUACUUUAAAAAUACAACAAAACUGGUUUACAAUUGUUCAUGAAGUUUGAGUGCAUUAAAUUGGUGGCAGCUAUUAUUUAAUUAAGGGCAUAUACUGGAGAUAUUUGAAUAAAAAACAUUGGAUUUGUUUUGGAUAUCCUUUCUUUUCUACCUGAUGUUCAUUAAAUGUAUAGGCCAGAAGAGAUGAUCUUUGUCCUGCUCUGCUUGCCAUCGCUGUGUGUGGUUUAAAGGGAACGACAUUUUCUCAAAUAAAAAUCUAGAAGUGAAUUGUG
Electrophorus electricus (electric eel) is the source of this 3098-nucleotide messenger RNA. RefSeq names its product MAGUK p55 scaffold protein 2a (gene mpp2a). The record is from RefSeq and is a predicted model, not a curated record. Gene Ontology annotation, molecular function: protein binding. NCBI's taxonomy places the organism in Eukaryota, Metazoa, Chordata, Actinopteri, Gymnotiformes, Gymnotidae.